AUUCCAACAAGAUUAUGGCAGAGCAGAGCCACAUGCAAAAGCAGCUGGAUUUACAGAAUGGUAGCUUAGAGGCGGACUUUGCAGCGAAUUUCCUCAAGAACGAUUCACAAAACAUGAUGGAGAGCCUGAGCCCAAAGAAAUACUCUUCCAGUCUGAGAUUUAAAGCCAAUGGAGACUAUUCUGGUUCCUAUUUAACCCUCUCACAACCUGUGCCCACUAAAAGAAGUCCUUCUCCUUUGGGAACCAGUGUCAGAAGUAGCCCCUCUGUGGCCAAAAUCCAGGGAGCCAAGCAGUUCUCUUGCGAUGGAACUGACAAAAGUAUUUCUAUGAAACCUCCCACUCCUUUACUCAGCACGUCGCCCUCUCUCAGUGGAUAUCCACUUGGGAGAGCGGACUUCGAUCAUUUUACUGGCCGGGACCCUGAAAGGUCUUUGAGGCUCGCAGAGAAGCCUCCCUAUUCCAAAUAUAGCUCAAGGAAUAAAUCCCAUGACAAUGUCUACUUUCUGGGAGGGCUGGAAGGCCGAAAAGCGUCUGGCUCACUCCUGACCAUGUGGAACGGAAGUUCCCUGAGUGAUGCUGGCUCCUCGCCCAUCAGCAGGUCAGGGGCGGCAAGCAUGCCUUCGAGCCCAAAGCAAGCCAGGAAAAUAAGCAUCCAGGACAACCUGACACUUCAGCCCAAGUUGACCAGACACAAGGAGCCAGCUUCCGAAAACAUCAGUUUAAGAACCAGGAAGUAUUCGAGCAGCAGCCUGAGUCACAUGGGUGCCUACAGCCGAUCUCUCCCCAGGUUGCACAGGGCCACAGAGAACCAACUGACGCCUCUCAGUUUGCCUCCAAGAAGCUCUCUGGGCAACUCCAAACGAACGAAACUGGGGGAAAAGGAUCUACCUCAUAGCAUCAUAGACAAUGACAAUUACCUGAAUUUUUCUUCUUUGAGCUCAGGAGCUUUACCCUAUAAAACCCCUGCAUCUGAGGGCAGUCCUUAUGUGAGUUCCACCCUCAGCAUCCCUGCCAGUCCUCGAGUGGCUCGGAAGAUGCUUCUGGCCUCCACCUCUUCCUGUACCUCUGAUGACCUUGACAGGGCUUCCUACUCAGGGACCAGCCCGGGUCAGUUAUUUCCUCCCGGAGAGCUGGACAGAGUGUGUGCGGCCAGGAGGAAUUUCUCGUGUGGAUCUGUUGAGUUUGAUGAUGCAGACCUGGACAGCCUCAGACAGGCCUCAGGAACCCCCCAGCCGGUCCUUCGGGAACGGAAAAGCAGCAUUAGCUCCAUUUCGGGACGAGAUGACCUGAUGGAUUAUCACCGGCGGCAGAGGGAGGAGAGACUCAGGGAGCAGGAGAUGGAGCGAUUGGAGAGACAGCGUCUGGAGACCAUCCUCAGUCUCUGUGCUGAGUACACAAAGCCUGACAGCCGCUUGUCCACUGGCACCACCGUGGCAGAUGUGCAGAAAAUCAAUAAGGAGCUGGAGAAGCUGCAGCUUUCUGACGAGGAGUCUGUGUUUGAAGAAGCCCUGGUGAGCCCUGACACCAGAUACAGGUGCCACCAGAAAAGCUCUCUCCACGAUGCGGACCUGGCCGUCUUUGGGAGCCUCAGUCAGAGCAGUGCCAGCUUCCUUUCCCCCAGGAGCACCAGGAAUGAUGAACUGCUCAGGGACCUCACCAGGACUCCCCCACCACCCUCCUCUGCCUUUCUGAAAACUUCCAGCGAGUCCACGUACCUAAGUAUCCUACCAAAGACACCAGAGGGUCUGAGUGAAGAACAGAGGAUUCAGGAGUUGACUGCGAUGGAAGAGUCCCGGAUAGCAAUUCUGAACAACCUAGAGGAGCUUGAACAAAAGGUCAAAGAUAUAAAUGACCAGAUGGAGGAAUCUUCCAGAGAGUUGGAUAUGGAAUGUGCUCUCUUGGAUGGAGAACAGAAAUCAGAAACAACCGAACUCAUGAAAGAGAAGGAGAUUUUGGAUCAUCUAAACCGGAAAAUAGCAGAACUGGAAAAGAACAUUGUUGGUGAAAAGACCAAGGAGAAGGUAAAGCUUGAUGCUGAAAGGGAAAAACUAGAGAGGCUUCAGGAGCUUUACUCCGAGCAGAAGACCCAGCUGGACAAUUGUCCUGAGUCCAUGAGGGAACAGUUACAACAACAACUGAAGAGGGAUGCCGAUCUGUUGGAUGUCGAAAGCAAACACUUUGAAGACCUGGAAUUCUGUCUAAUGUACAUCUUUCUAUGGCCAUCUUUUUUCCUCCAGGAAAAAAUUUCUGCAUUGAAAAAGCAAGCCAAUCACAUUGUCCAGCAGGCUCAGAGAGAACAAGAUCAUUUUGUGAAAGAAAAGAAUAAUCUGCUAAUGAUGCUGCAGAGGGAAAAGGAAAAUCUUUGUACUUUGGAAAAGAAGUACUCCAGCCUUUCAGGGGGGAAAGGGUUUCCUGUCAACCCCAGUACUCUGAAAGAGGGCUAUAUCAUUGUAAAUGAAAUUAAUGAGCCAUGUGGCAAUUCCACGAAUCUCUCUCCUUCCACUCAGUUCCCUGCUGACGCUGACGCUGUUGCCACUGGGCCUACCACAGCUGUGCUGGUCAGCCAGCCACAAAAUAAAGAGCACUUUAGAAGUCUGGAAGAAAGGAAAAAACAGCAUCAAGAAGGCCUCUAUCUGAGUGACACUUUGCCUCGAAAGAAAAGCACCCCUUCCAUAUCCCCACAUUUCAGCAGUGCUACUAUGGGGAGGAGCACCGCCCCGAAGGGCCACCUGCCCCUGGGACAAAGCAACAGCUGUGGGAGCGUGCUCCCCCACUCCCUGGCAACCAUGACCAAAGACUCAGAAUCUCGGAGGAUGCUCAGAGGAUAUAAUCACCAACAGAUGAGUGAGGGACAAAGGCAGAAGUCUUCUGAAUUUUACAACCGCACAGCAUCCGAAUCAAAUGUCUACUUGAACAGUUUCCACUACCCAGAUCACAGCUACAAGGACCAGGCCUUUGACACGCUGAGCCUAGACAGCUCUGAUAGCAUGGAGACCAGCAUCUCUGCCUGCUCACCUGACAAUAUCUCUAGUGCCAGCACUUCGAACAUUGCCCGGAUAGAAGAAAUGGAGAGACUUCUGAAGCAGGCUCAUGCGGAGAAGACCAGGCUGCUUGAAUCCAGGGAACGCGAAAUGGAAGCCAAGAAGCGAGCUCUGGAAGAAGAAAAACGACGCCGAGAACUCCUGGAAAAACGACUGCAGGAAGAAACUAGCCAGAGGCAGAAGUUAAUUGAAAAGGAAGUAAAAAUUAGGGAGAAACAAAGGGCACAGGCUCGACCUUUGACCCGCUAUCUGCCCAUCCGGAAGGAAGACUUUGAUUUGCGGAGCCACGUGGAGACUGCUGGCCACAAUAUUGAUACCUGCUAUCACGUGUCAAUCACAGAGAAGACCUGCAGAGGAUUCCUCAUCAAAAUGGGUGGAAAAAUUAAAACUUGGAAGAAACGUUGGUUUGUGUUUGAUCGGAACAAGCGCACCUUCUCUUACUAUGCAGACAAGCAUGAAGCUAAAUUAAAAGGAGUAAUAUACUUUCAAGCCAUUGAAGAAGUAUAUUAUGAUCACCUCAAGAAUGCUAACAAGAGUCCUAAUCCGUUACUCACCUUCAGUGUCAAGACGCAUGACAGAAUCUACUACAUGGUGGCCCCAUCGCCAGAAGCCAUGCGCAUCUGGAUGGAUGUUAUAGUUACCGGGGCAGAAGGCUACACUCACUUCUUGUUGUAGUGAACUGGCCCAACAGUCCACUUCAGGGCAGACUGCAAUAAUCUCUUACAAGAAUGAAGCCAUACUCAGUCCCAGGUGGAAUGACCCAACAGACCCAGCCCUUUAACUGUGUAUACUCAGAACUGCUUUCAUAUUCACAGGAAGUUUUCAUUUAUAAAUGAGAAAGAAGGGGCUUUUAAUUCAAAGCUUGACCAUAAAUAAUUCAAAGCUUGAUCAUAAAAAGCAAAAGAAUUGAAGCACCUACGAGAAAGAAAACAAUAUUUUGGUAAAUAGCAUCACUUGUAGGAACAUUUCUUACAAACUAUUUUUUAUCAGUUGUUGACUUUGGUGAAAUAAACUAAAUUGUUUACAAAAUGUCUGUAUGUACUUGGAAAUAUGAAAUUGUCUUAGCACCCAAAUCAUUGGCAUUGACGUUAUUGGUAAUCAACUGGCUUUUUUUUUUAAGGAGCAUUUUGCUGAAGGUUAUUUUAUAAAUAUAAGCAAAGGGCUUGAAGGGGAAUAUGUUGUAAGAGGAGUUUUGUCCUAAUUUCUAAGUACUACACCAAAACCAAAGACUUGGCAUGACUUCUGUCUAACAGUAGUAGUUUCAAGUGAUGAACUGCAUUUCGUGUUACUCUACAUUUUUUAAUAGUACUUUGAUGCCAACAAGUGCCCAAGAAGUUGACUUUGAAGAGUUGCCAACAGCAUAAGUUACUGUACAUACGUAGCAAACCACUUUUUGUAAAAGAAGAAAGGACAAAAAGCCGUGUGUUUUAGGAAAAGAAGUGGUCUUAGACAUUGUCACAUUGGGCAAUUUAAAAUAAAGAGAAUAUUUAGGAGCUUAUUUUGCUGAGACGUUCUCCAUUUCCAGUGCUGAGAAUAAAGGCAACCAGUAGCCUAUUUCCUUUAGAUUGUCUGAUUUCUCUGUUGUGGAGUACACAUUGUUAAUUGCAGCCUCAGAUGACAUAACCAUGAAAUCAGAGCUCUGUUUUCACCAAAGAACAGACCAAUUAAAAUACUUAUUUACAAAAGUAUUGUAGUUCCAUUAAAAGGCAAAUGAAGUUCAACUUAAUGUUCUCUGUAAUGUACUAUUUUAUUAUGUUUUUCCUUAUGAUUAGCCUUUUUUUAGAGUUAAAUUAAUUUUUGUUGAAUGAAAUGACUUCAGGCAAGUCUCUUUUGUAAUGGUUCUUAAAUGCCAUUUAUCCUGGUUUUUCAUGCUGUGUGUUUGUAAGUAUGAAUGUACUCUCUCCUAAAACUUAGCAAAUAAAUAGAGGUAGAGAAUAAUGAUGUUACUUACUAGUAACAAGUGAAAUGAGUAAAUUAGAAGUGUCUGUAAAAUCGUCAGGCCUGACGGAGUACAGUUUUUUUUUUUUUAAUUUGCAGUGGUUUGUAUACAUGUUGCCAAUAAUAAGAUUUUGCAACUGGAUGACACAUGAUUUUACUUGAACAGUAAAAGACAAAAAUCACAGAAGACAUCUUUAUCAUCUGUUUUUUUUUCAGAGAUUCCCCCAAACCCUGUAAUGAUCUAAGAGAGUGAAAUAUAUUUGCUAAAAUUUUAUUGGUUAAUGUAAAGAUAUAACUUUUCUGAACUGUACUUUACUUUCUUCAUAGGAUUGUAAAGAUACUCUAAUCAACUUUAUAUCUUGCAUGAUGUAGUAAACCUUUUAAAUAUGUGUGUUAAAAUAUGUUGAGUUUGGAUUAAAAUGUUGACCAGAUUUCCCAUUUGCAAAUAAACGCAUCUCUCAUCA
Molecule: messenger RNA, 5443 nt
Organism: Vicugna pacos (alpaca)
Lineage: Eukaryota; Metazoa; Chordata; Mammalia; Artiodactyla; Camelidae
Source: RefSeq, a predicted model, not a curated record